UGCCUGGCCGGCGUGGAGCACGUCUACAGGUACUGCCACGUCAACGUGCCAGAGCAGCUUCUGCGGGACUUGCUCCCCGGACCCGUGACGCUGGUCCUGCAGCGCUCGGAUGGACUCAACAAGGACUUGAACCCGUUCACGUCGCUGGUCGGAGUUCGCAUUCCAAACCACGAGUUCAUCAGGGAGCUGGCGCAGGCUUGCCCAGGACCCCUGGCUUUAACGAGCGCUAACGUCAGCUCUCGGGCAAGCACGCUCACCGUCUCGGAAUUCCAAGACCUUUGGCCUCAGCUAUCCUUGGUCAUUGACGGCGGUCCGAUUGGAGACACUCAGAGUCCAGAAUGUCGUCUGGGAUCAACGGUGGUCGAUUUGUCUGUGUCUGGGAAAUACACUAUUAUUCGGCCAGGCUGUGCUCUGGGUCCUACAGUCGAAAUCCUGAAGCAGAAGUACGGCUUGACGUCAGAACCUUCUUGAGAAACUGAACUCUGCCGGAGCCCUGCAGGGUCGGGAAAGCUGGGCACCGUGUGCCUGUGUCCUCAGGCGUCCAGUGUCAUGGCCUUGUUUAAUAAGGCCCAUCAUCUUCCUGUCCGAGCUCAUUACACAAGAGUGCCGGUGGCUGGGUGCCUGCAUGCUGGCACUUGGUCUGCUGGACUUUGGUAAGGAACCAAACCAGGGUUUGUGUCAUCUCCCUUGGACUAUUGUAAUAUCUCCAAGCACCCUUGUGCAGAUGGAUGUGUUUGCCCAAAUUGGAGAGACAUUUCAGCUUUGAAAUAAAAAGGAAAAAAACCCUGAACGCAAGACUCACAACGUGUCGAUGGGCUGUGACACUGACCGGAGCCUUGUUAGCAACAUCCCGUGGUUUUUCAAGGCUCUUCAUUUAGUUCCUGUGAAUAUCAGGACUGCACAGCUGCAUCUCCUCUGGCUUUGAAGCGGCCGAUCCACCCCUGUUCAGAUCUCUUGUAGAGAGAACCUUUUACUCCACCAGGUUGGCAGGUGUCUGUGUGAAGCAGUGGGGGUUUUUUAGACUGAAGCAGUGUCUCGGGAUGCCAUGUUCUGCAUAAAGUCCAGCCAAACCCUGCUCUUUCCAAUGGAGAUGAGCAGGACAAACUUCUGCUGCACUUUAUGCACCAUAAGAAGAUCCAUUUUGGAAGGUACCUCUUUGAGCAAGAGUUAAUUCCUGUGCUGGGGAGACGUUUCAGAAGUUUCCUGAGCUGCAGAUAUUAGACUCUAUCCCUUACGGACUGUUGGCUUCCUUUCUUAGAACAACUGCAGUCUGAACUCUAUCUGUAGGGCAGUGAACAAGCUCAGUGGAUUAAGAUGGAUGUAACAGGAAGAGAAUAGGCAGCUUUCAUUCAGUAUUUAUAGUGGGAUCGCUAGAGUGUCAUUAGUCUGUUCUUGGGGGUAUUGCUUAUUAGUACCAUGGAUCAAUCUUUCUAUUUAAUUUGGCUGUAAAUAGUUAUUUUUUAAGAUGCUUUGACCUCUGAAAUGAAC
Messenger RNA from Alligator sinensis (Chinese alligator), 1488 nucleotides. It is a transcript of the gene YRDC, whose product is annotated as yrdC N6-threonylcarbamoyltransferase domain containing. The record is from RefSeq and is a predicted model, not a curated record. NCBI's taxonomy places the organism in Eukaryota, Metazoa, Chordata, Crocodylia, Alligatoridae. The annotation marks the transcript as partial. The transcript has 5 exons. Gene Ontology annotation, molecular function: nucleotidyltransferase activity; double-stranded RNA binding; tRNA binding. Gene Ontology annotation, biological process: regulation of translational fidelity. Gene Ontology annotation, cellular component: cytoplasm.